AUGCAGUCAAAUGCCUUUCAAGAUGAGAAACUUCUUGCUAAAAUGCAAACAUUUAAAGAUGAAGAUGGGCUUCUGAGAAUAAGAACCAAACUAGCAGACAGUUGUGAGAAGGAAGAUUUCAAGUUUCCAAUUCUCUUACCUGCCAAUGAUGUUGUAGUAAAAUUAAUUCGAGAGGAGCAUAUAAAAGCAAUGCAUGCAGGCUCUUCAAUAUUACUCGCCCGGCUUAGAGAGAAAUUUUGGAUAAUUAGAGCUAAAAGAUUAGUAAAGCAGGUUCUUUCUGAGUGUGUGAUUUGCAAGCGUUAUAAAGCUAAACAUCUUGAAGUGCUCUUCGCUUCACUGCCUAAAGAUAGAGUUACUCAGACAAAGGUAUUUGAAGUAACAGGUGUAGACUAUGCAGGUCCUCUUUAUCUUAAGUCUAAAGGAAAGGCCUGGAUUGUUUUAUUUACUUGUGCUGUCUACAGAGCAGUGCAUUUUGAAUUAGUCCGAUCACUCACUACUGAUACUUUUAUUCAAGCCUUAAGAUGGUUCAUUGCGAGAAGAGGCAGGAUUUCAGUACUUUACAGUGACAACGGUACUAAUUUCGUAGGGACAAAUAAUGCGUUGCGAGCAUUAGAUUGGGAUAAAAUUUCUGUGUACUCAACUGCUCAGAAAAUCACUUGGAAAUUUAUCCCACCCACAGCAGCCUGGUGGGGUGGAUGGUGGGAGCGUAUUGUGAGAACGCUCAAAGAGCUUUUACGUCGAGUGUUAGGAAAAUCUAUUGUAAAUUAUGAAGAGCUCCUAACCAUCUUAUGUGACUGUGAGUCAAUAAUCAAUGCUAGACCGUUGACAUACAUACAAGAUGAUCCAAAUGAAUUGCUACCUUUGACCCCAGCCAUGUUUAUUCACGGAAACAGCAACUAUGAAACACCAGAUUUCGAUAAAGUAGAUCGAUCUUCGUUGAUGGACAAGGAAAAGUGA
Molecule: messenger RNA, 957 nt
Organism: Argiope bruennichi
Lineage: Eukaryota; Metazoa; Arthropoda; Arachnida; Araneae; Araneidae
Exons: 2
Coding region: 1-957 (318 amino acids)
Biological process (GO): DNA integration
Molecular function (GO): nucleic acid binding
Source: RefSeq, a predicted model, not a curated record